AUGUCGUCGGGACGCAGGUAUGUUCUUCAUCUCUUGCAUCACCAUUAUGUCUUUACAGCCGUAGUAAUAACAGGCGGAGCGAGCGGGAUAGGCGCCGAAGCAGCGAGGCUGUUCACGGAACACGGCGCUCGAGUGGUGAUCACGGACGUGAAAGAUGAACUCGGUCGAAACGUUGCCGUUUCGAUUGGAGAAGACAAAGUCAGCUACGUCCACUGUGAUGUCCGAAAGGAGACUGAAGUCGAAAGCGCCGUUAAGUUCGCGGUCGAGAAACACGGCAGGAUCGACGUUAUAUUCAGCAAUGCCGGCGUACCAGAGCCGCUGCUAGACAUCCGCGACCUCAACCUCGAGGCGUUCGACAGAGUCAUGGCCGUUAACGUCCGUGGCGCGGCGGCGUUUAUAAAGCACGUGGCACGUGCCAUGGUGGAGAAAAAGACUCGUGGGUCAAUAGUGUGCACCACAAGCGUCGCGUCGGUGAUCGCGGGGACGGUGGUGCCGCACGGGUACACUGCGUCGAAACAUGCACUCGUGGGUUUGAUUAGAUCAGCCGCCGGUGACUUGGGAAAACAUGGGAUCAGAGUCAACGGAGUUGCGCCGUUUGGGGUGGCGACGCCGUUGGUGUGCGAGGGUUACAAGAUCAAGAUGGAGGCGAGUGAGUUAGAGGAGAUCUUUAGCGAAACAGCGAAUCUCAAGGGCAUUGUGCUCAAGGCUCGACAUGUUGCGGAGGCUGCACUGUUUCUCGCCUCUGAUGACUCUGCUUACGUUAGUGGACAUAACCUCCUUGUCGACGGUGGAUUCAGCGUCGUAAAGAAUUAAACCAUCCUGGUCUUGGGCUUAACACAGACUAAACCGGAAGUUAUCAUCAGAAUUUUGAGUUAUUUUUUUUUGUUCUUUUAAAUAAAUGAAAACUUCCAUCUCUGUCGAAAAAAAAAAGAGAAAACUUCCAUCUCAAUUUUUGAAGUUGUUUAUUGUUUUGUUCUUUUAACUAAAUGAAAUUAACCUUUAUCUCAAGUUUUAAAGUUUGCUUAUUGUUUUGUUCUUUUAAUUAAAAUGUAUCAACUUUCUCAGCUAAGUGCAACCUUUUUAGUUAUUAUAACCUUUCAUCUUGUUGUUUUGUUAUUUUAAUUAAAACAUUUUGAAUGAAUGAACAUUAAAAAUAAGAUUCAAAUAAAUGGAAUAAACAAAAUUAUAUAGUAAAAACAUGAAAUUUCAUUCCAUGUCAUUCAUGAACUUUUUAAUAAUGAAUUCAUUUUAUUUUAUUCAUGAACUUUUUUAAUAACAAAUUCACUUUAUUUCAUUCAUGAACUUUUUUAAUUAUAAAUGUUGUAUAAUUACAUUUUAUUUUGUUUCAUAUAUCCUACAAAAAUCUUUGAAAUGAAAUAUGUUUUUUAUUCCAUUCAAAUAGUAAAAAAAAUAAAAUAUAGUGGGAUAAGUUAUUCUAUACAAUUUUAUACUUAAAAUUUGUAAUCCAGUUGCACCUUAAAUUAAGUUAUCAAUCAUAAAGUCUCUGGACAUCAAUUGCAACCUUUUCAAUUAACCUUGAUCUCAUCUGUAAAUUUUAAUAUUUGUCUCCAUGUUUAAUUACUUUCACAUCUUCUUGCUCCGUUUUACUGACCUUUUCUUGAUUCCAUAAUUCAUUUCAGUAUAGUUGCCUCACGACUAGCAAGUAUACGUUUAUUUCCUUUUAUCAUAAUGUUGUUGCAUAUCCAACAUUUAUUUAUGUGUAUGGUUGACUGAUUGUUCGUAUAUUUGAAUGUCUGUCAUAUUGGAGAAAAAUGUCAAUCAGGCCACCACGAUCUGAUUUGAGCCAAAACUUGCUUAAAAAUAUUUGCCGAACGAAGUAGUC
Brassica rapa (field mustard) is the source of this 1843-nucleotide messenger RNA. RefSeq names its product short-chain dehydrogenase reductase 3b-like. NCBI's taxonomy places the organism in Eukaryota, Viridiplantae, Streptophyta, Magnoliopsida, Brassicales, Brassicaceae. The record is from RefSeq and is a predicted model, not a curated record.